UGGAAAAUAAAUACAUCAUAUUACAAUGUUGAGAAAUGGUGGAAGUUACGAUAUUUUAAAACGUUUUCGAAGAUUAUUCGACAAUAUUUCUUUUAAUCGUAGAUUAUUUAUAAUUAUUAUACUAAUCGGUGGAUUCCUUUUAUACUUUGGUUCAAGUUUAGCUCAGUGGUUUUUUUUUAAUAAUCGAACAUUACCAAAAGCUUACGAAGACAAUUGUAUCGAAGAGAGAUUAGCUAGCUCUUAUUUGGAUGCUGAUGUUUAUGAUGCAGCAAUUAUUGAACAUAAUAUUCAUAAUGAUGAAUCAUUAACAUCAACAGAACAUAAUAACCUAUUGCCUUAUAUUGGCAAUGGGGUUUUUGGAGUUCAAGUUCUUCCAUCUAAUGGUCGUUUAUAUAUAAAAGAAGGGAAAACGCUGUCGCUGUAUACACAAUGGGAUCCGUUAAUUACUGUGAUACCUGAUAACAGUGUUCAACGUCAGUUUUCUGUUAUACAAUUUACACAAGGAAUUGUUAAUGAGUAUCAGUGUAUUAGGGAUGGUUAUUACGUUGAACACAAGUAUUAUGCGCAUCAAAUUUUAAAUGGAAUAUUUAUUCAAGAAAUAAGUAUUUCUAAUCCAACUUCAUUACCACAAAAAGUUGCAUUAAAAUUAGCUGAAAAUUCGCAAUGGACUGAAAAUGAAUCUAUAAACAUUCAAGUAGAUGGAAAUAAUUAUAAGUACAUUGUUACAUCUUCGUUUGUACCUUUAUCGAAUUCAGACGAAAAAGUUGCAAUAACAAUCAUUUAUACUACUCCACCGAAAUCUCUAACAAUUAAACCAAAAAGUACGAUAAAAUUAGAAUAUUUAACAAGUAUAUACUACAGUAAUAAACUGCAGAAUUUGGCACAGUAUGAUGUUGAACGUAAAAAUACAGAAAAAAAAGCUCUAAAAGCUUUAAAAGAUGCCCUAAAUAUACAGCAGCAACGUGGCCUGCUAAAUCAACAUACAAGUAUUUGGCAAAGCUAUUGGAAUACUGGUUUUAGCAUUAGCAAAUCGAAAGCUAAAGGAUCUUUAAAUGGAGAUAAAAUAAACUCAACUAUAUAUUAUGUACUAUCUCAAAUAUCCAAAAGCAUCCCUAACGUUGAAAAAUCUAUAUCUAACAAUGAAGGAUGCUACCGGGGUCAUCAUACACUUAAUGCACCAAGACUGUGGAAGGAUAUAUCUACGAUAGAUGAUGUUAAUGCUAUUGUUAAAGCUUGGAUAAUAACACUUGAAAACCAAGGUUGUCAUCAUUUGAUGACAGGAGGACCUUCAGCUGUUCAACAAGCUAUUAUUUUAAGUCUUGGUGGAUUAAGAUUCAGUAAUCAACAUUUGGAAUUCAAUAUUGAUCCGCAAUAUCUACAUCGGAAUUAUCUAUUUAGACGGAUAAAUUAUGGAAAUAUCACACACGUUAAUAUUUCUGUGACUGUUGGCAACGAUAAUCGUGCAAUAUUGAGCGUUGCUUUAGAUCGAAGCGAUAGUGAUUAUUACGCAUGUGAUGCUGGUUGUUUAGAUUCACCAGUUCUUCUUAGUCAGUCUUAUACAAAUUUUCCAGUAAAAUUAACAAAACCCCCAACUUCUAUAUUGUAUAUUACGUCCGAUUAUCAACACAUGCAAAAUCUUCGUAAUGCGUUGCAUGUACAUGCAGUAGAAGAAGCUCCUGCACAUGAUCAUCAUGUAAUGGCUUUGCACAAACAUGGCCAUCAACUUGGUGGUUUACCAACUUUCUUUUGGGUCAGUAUUUGUUUUUUAAUUGUCGUUUUCCACAUGUUUUUGUGCAAACUCAUUUUUACUGAAUAUUAUGGCCGUCACGAUCGUCAACAAAGACGAUAUAAUAAGCCAUAAGUUAAUUUAACUAUAUUAUUAUUGUAUAAUUAAAAAUACAUGUGUUAAUGUAUAUUUUCUUAUUAAACAUUAAAAAAAAACGAAUUAAAAUUAUUUA
Messenger RNA from Chelonus insularis, 1958 nucleotides. RefSeq lists its product as uncharacterized. The record is from RefSeq and is a predicted model, not a curated record. The coding region runs from base 26 to 1861 and encodes 611 amino acids. The transcript has 7 exons. NCBI's taxonomy places the organism in Eukaryota, Metazoa, Arthropoda, Insecta, Hymenoptera, Braconidae.